CCUCAUUAAUGAGUUGCUUCUCAGCCUUCCGUGUUUUAGGUCCUCAGCUUCCCCCUGCACGCCUCUCUGUGCAGUGCUUCGUCUUUUGUUCCAAUGGCGUGUCGUGCGCAUUGGGGCUCUAAGAUUUUACUGUAUCUGGGACUCGCCCUGGCUUUGAGUACGUUUUGCCAAUGUUCCGAACCGACGGGGCGGAGGGCAUCGAUCAGAUCGAGACGCGACGCCACGUUGAGUCAAAGCGGGGACGAAAGUAACGCCGUCUACAGUGGAAGACUCUUGAUCUUUCAACGAGAAGUUGGAGGCCACGCCGGACCCUCGAGUGACAACCUGGAUGUGGAUUCCGAUUACCAAGCAGACAUGGGGUGGGACGUGUCCAUGCAGUCCAGCGGUCCUGCAGGUUUCUUCAGACCAGACCAGAGAAAUGUGAAGCAUCUCCUUCAGAUGGAUCCUAAAGUGGAAUGUACUGCUGACUCCAUGAUGCUUCAGGUCCAAGAUACUCCUUCCAUGCCAGGAUCCUUGAUAUUGGUUGACAGGGGGAGUCUAUCCCCUCUGCCUCUGUCCAUGCUGCCACAAAGCUGUGGUUACACCAUCGGGUCCACACCGAGCGGUACGGUCUUGGUCGCUCCUUACAACGGCUGCUUUGUCACUCUCCAGGAGGAUAGUUAUGUACUGCCAUUACUUUGGUGGGGGCUUCCUGUGAGGAUGACUUGCCCGUCGACGGGACGGUCUUCAAACACACCGAUGGUCACCUGCCAUGCUGAGGGCAUGUUUGUCAAAUUUGAGCAGGUUCCCUAUGCCUCCAACAUUAAAAUAAAGUUGAAUGGCACCUGGGAGGGGUUGAUUACUGCAGCACCCAAAUGUAGGAUCAGUGUAGUUGAACACAAAGGUGUGACCAUCUUUGUCCGCUAUGAUCCCUGUGUGGAGAAGGAGGAUGGACUGUACACAGUUUUAUUGGCGGGACAAGGAGAAACUAAGGUUUCCUGUCCAUCAAUGACCCAAGGUCAAUCUAAACCCGCAAAAAGCCCAACAGAGGCUCCAAAACAACCACAAGCCCCAGGUGAUGAGUUGUAUCCCCCUCACCCAGUCUAUCCUUCACCUUCAAAUCCACGCAAACCUGUGGCAAAUCCCAUGCCUGUUCCCUAUCAGUUUCAACCUCCUAUACCACAGGCUGAAAAUGAACCAGAUACCAAACCCGUGCCUGCCCUACAGUACCCCAAACCACAACAACCUGAAGUUAUUCCAGGACAUAUUCACAAGCCUGCCCAUUUGUACCCCUAUCCACUUUACCCGAUGCCCAGUCCUGAAGCAGACCUUGACACAAACCCCAUGCCUGUUCAACCUGAAGUUCCUCCAGGUCAUGAGAAUCCGCCAUUGUAUCCCUUCCCUAUGCCAUGGCCAGGAAAAACCCCAAAUCAAGUUGCCAAACCAGUUCCUUCUCCACAGCCCCCUAAACCACAGCAACCUGAGGGUUUACCAGGUCAUAUCCAUAAGCAUGUUUAUCCUUACCAAUAUCCACUUUACCCACUAAUUAACCCUAUGGAGGACCCUGACAAAAAACCCAUGCUUGCUCCAUCAAAACGACCUCAAGUUUCUACCGAUCAAGAGAAGCUGCCAUUUUACUCCUUAUUCCCCAUACCUAGCGCUGGGAAAGACCCUGACAAAAAACCCAUUCCUGUUCCAUCAAAACAACCUGAAGUUCCUCCAGGUCCAGAGAAGCCAUUGUACGCCUUCUUCGACAUGCCAUGGCCCGAACAAAAACCUGAGGUACAGCUAGGUCAAGAUGGACAACCAGCCUAUCCCAAUUCAUUUUACCCUGUAACACUUGAGGAUAAACCCGUUGUACCCCUUCUUCUACAGCCACAAAAACCUGGUACUCAGACCAGUCCCUUUCAGCCGCUACCUGAAACUAAUCACGAUCCUAAACGGCAAGACCCUGAAAUUUCACAGGGUGAAGAGCAUAAGCCAGUCCACCCUUAUUCUUUUGACUCGUUAUCAAGGUCUGAACCUAAACCAAUGGACAAGCCUAUGCCAGCUCUACAACAACCUGAGUGUCCUCCAGGUAAUGUGCCUUGCAAGUACCCAUAUUCACCGUAUCCUGUACCUGGCCCUGAACCAUCUAAAAAGCCGAUGCCUGAGCUUCCUCCGUGUAAACAGCAGCAGCCAGCCUAUCCGCACCUCUAUCCAUUCGACCCUGUCACAAACCCUAAAGAACCAGGCAAAAAGCCAUUGCCUAAUCCAUGGCCGUUCCAACCUAAGGUGCCACUGAGUCAUGUGGAGAAGAGAGUCUACCCCUUCUUUACAACAGAGCCUGAAAAUAGACCAGUUACCAAACCUGUACAACAUCCACAGCCUCCCAAACAACCAAAGCCUGAAUUGCCUCCAGAUCAGGACCAGCAGGCUUAUUAUCCAUACAUCUAUCCAGUCUACCCUGUACCUCUUUCUGAAGAGAUUUCCAAAAAUCCAAUACCUUCUCCACAGCAACCUGAACUGCCUCUGGGUCAUGCAAAGAAACCAGUCAACCCCUAUCCUUAUUUUCCAUUUAACUCUGUACCAGUUAUCAAGCCCCCACUUGCUCCACAGGCACCGCAACUGCAGAAGCCUAAGGUUCCUGGGAAAACAAAUCAGGGACAAGUCCACAUGCCCUUUCAAUCUCAAAUACCACAAAUCCCAGAUAGUGAAACAUAUUCUAAUACACAUUUCACUGAGAAGCCUGAAGGAAGUGAAAAACUUUUACCUAUCAAACCUCUACAUAGCCAGAAACCACAAUGGCAUCAUCUACCACCAUAUUCUCCAAACAAGCACUCCCAACAGGUUAAAACCCCUGCACAGUCUGCUGAAGGGGAAGUGGCCCUUCAUGGUUCAACACAUGGCUGUGUUAAGUUUUGCACUACUGGUUAUUCAAAUUGCUGCCCACAGAUUGCUUUUCAUCAACAUCUUUAUCUUACCCCUUCUGAUCCAGAUGGUAAGGUGAUUGGUGGGAUCUCCCAGGGAUCUCCAUAUGUUGCCUCUAUGACGUACGGCCUUGGAGAUGAUAUUAGUUAUACCUGGCCUGCUCAAAAACCCCAUGACUCUGUCCCUCCCUCCAGUCAUUCGUUGACAUACGAAAGUCAACAACACCACUACCAGCUACUAGGUGGCAAUCCGGCAUUAUUGGGAAGUAAUCCCACCAAGGCAGCAGCUCCUGAGAUACCAAUUCCCCCUUUUGUUCCUGACUCCAAUAUGAAUUUUCCCAGUUGGCCUUAUGAGACUGAACAUUCUCCACAAGGCCAAUCAUCACCUCAGGUUGCGCCUCAGUUCGGUUUUCAGAAUCCGUUUCAAAAUGGCGCCAUACAUAAUUCACCCGAUAUAGGUGCUAUGUCUUAUAUUACCAAAUUACUUCAGCAGCACCAACACGCACAUCAAAUGCCAACUCCCACGGACCUGGAAAGACCUUCCCCUUCACAAGCUCAGGGUGAACUUGGUCCUAUGCCUCCCUACGCAAUGCUUAAAGAUGAAGAAGCAGCUGCAAAUACUUCAUCAGUCCGAAACUAUUUCCCGCAUUCGUCACUUCUAAAAAGAAGGGAAUCCUCCAAGCGCGACUCGUAUGAACCGAAAGGAUACAUGCUACUACAACGUGGUCCGCCAGGUAAAACGCCUGGUGCUUCGGAGUCCGAACAGAACAUCCAGACAGUGGCUGUUGACCAAACUGUCCCCGCCCAACGUUUUGCAAGGGAUCCACAACAUCGGAUAUUGCUAGGGAAAGAACUGGCCAAGCCUUCCAACGAUGACUCAAAAUCCAACAAACAUACCAGUCUCCCGUAUGUUCCUGUAAAAGUAUCAAAAGUCAAGAGAUCAGUGGCUGACUGGCUUGGACUGGGCCGUCACAGUGACGGAGGAGCCGAACGGAAUAAGCCAAGAUGACAUGCAUUCAUUGUACAACUAUUUAAUUUGACUGCCAAACUCACCAAAACAUGCUCUGUUGUUGGUUAUUAAAUCAGUAAGUACA
Nerophis lumbriciformis (worm pipefish) is the source of this 3982-nucleotide messenger RNA. RefSeq lists its product as uncharacterized. The record is from RefSeq and is a predicted model, not a curated record. Lineage: Eukaryota; Metazoa; Chordata; Actinopteri; Syngnathiformes; Syngnathidae.